Messenger RNA from Pelobates fuscus (common spadefoot toad), 527 nucleotides. Its product is annotated as cytochrome c oxidase subunit 6A, mitochondrial. Gene Ontology annotation, cellular component: mitochondrial inner membrane. The transcript has 3 exons. Lineage: Eukaryota; Metazoa; Chordata; Amphibia; Anura; Pelobatidae. The record is from RefSeq and is a predicted model, not a curated record. Gene Ontology annotation, molecular function: enzyme regulator activity. The coding region runs from base 46 to 381 and encodes 111 amino acids. Gene Ontology annotation, biological process: mitochondrial electron transport, cytochrome c to oxygen.
GGUUAAACGCCGUCACAUCCGGUUCCUUUCAGUUUCACGGUCGUGAUGGCGGCGCUGGGCAGACUCUCUGGGAUCCUUGGCCGUACCGUGCAGGCCCGCGGCCGCCUGUUUUCAGCAGCUGCAGCAGAACACGAUCACGGCAAUGCAGCUCGGACAUGGAAGAUCCUGACCUUCGUGGUGGCCCUGCCCGGGGUGGCUGUCUGCAUGCUCAACGCCUACCUGAAGGCUCUGCAGCACCCCAGCGAGCACCCUGAGUUUGUCCAUUAUGAUCACCUGAGGAUCCGCUCCAAGAAAUUUCCAUGGGGCGAUGGCAACCAUUCUUUAUUUCACAAUGCACAUGUUAAUGCCCUUCCAGAUGGUUAUGAAGAUUCAGAGCACUAAAUUUGUGGACCUUAAGUUAUCUGGACCAGUCUAAUGUUUGGGCCCAAGUUUAAUCAGAGGAUCAAGCUAAUGUAUUUAAUGCUGUAAAUUGCCCUCCUGCAUAGUUUCAGUAGAGGUCUCAUUAAUAAAAUGUUUUGUUUUCCUGA